Molecule: messenger RNA, 1325 nt
Organism: Condylostylus longicornis
Lineage: Eukaryota; Metazoa; Arthropoda; Insecta; Diptera; Dolichopodidae
Exons: 8
Coding region: 265-1221 (318 amino acids)
Source: RefSeq, a predicted model, not a curated record
AAUGAAGAUUUUCAGUCAAAAUCAGCUAGCAUCCGGAUUACUUGGGUGUAGAGAGCUUUAAUGAACUCAAUCCAUUAGCAAAUCACUCUGAAAACUGAAUAGCGACAAUUUUUUAUUAUUUUAUAAUCAAUACAUGCAUACAUACCUAUAUGAUGUAAAAGCUGUCAAUUUACGUUUUAUUAUCAGAGUUGUACUAUACCAAAAAUUAUAUAUAUUCAAUCAGUUAUUUGGAUUGGUUUUGCAAUAACAGGGAUUUUAUAUUACAUGUGCGUUUUACAAUAUGAAAAAGGAUUAAUUGUAAAUUUUGGUAAUAUAAUUGGUUUAACAAUUCAUCGACUUUAUUUUUAUUCAUCAGAAUGUUCAAAUUUUCCAAAUAUUGACUUCAAAACUGAAUUGAAUUUAACACCGUCACAAAUUAAUAUUUGGAUUUGGGUUUAUUUGGCAGUGUCUGUUUUUUGGUUUUUUAGUUCUUUGUCAUUAAUAACACUUUCUCUUAUAACUCCAGACAUCGAUAUUAAACAUUUGAAAAGGACGAAUUCACUACUAUUCAUUUGGAUAUUUAUUGUUUUAUCAUUAUCACUAAUGGAUCUUGGAUUAGGAAUAAUAUUUGGAUUAGAUUUCAAUAUAUUUCAUUCAAAGACAUCUGCACUACAAUUCCCAAAAGAUCCUGGAAACAAUACAACUGGAAUAAUAUUUUUAACACAAGAAAUAGCUGCUUUAAGUAUGAUGUUUGUUGCUUUAAGAGGUUUCAUACUGUGGAUAGUAAAUAUUGCCAUGAUUUUAGUUUUAUAUAAGGAAACUUUUAUUAUUAAAAAGGCACAGCAGAUCAAGCCUGUUGAAGAAGAAAAUUUAAGCAUAGCACAUUCAAUUCAUACAAGACCAGCCGUUAGAGCUUAUGAUACGAGUAGAAAUGAAGCUGUUGUAGCUGUAAGAUCAAUUGAAAAUCGUGCUCCAUCACCAAUUUCAUCAUUAGAUGCUGCUGCAAUUGAGAGAGCAUCUAAGCUAUCAAAUGCUGUUUUGAUGAGUAGAAAGAGUAGAUUUGCGAAUUAUGAACAAUAUCCACCAGAUAAUAGUCAUUUGAAUAAUCAACAUUCUCCAGCACCAGAUUAUUCAACUCAAACACAAAAUAUUGACAAUCCAUUCGUUAGAAGACAAAAUACGAAUUCGUUUUUAAAAAAUCAACGAUAUCAAAGUUAUCUUUACAAUAAUAACAACCAAUAGAAAUGUUUUUUUUUAUUUUCGGAAAAUUAUGUAGUUUUGUAAAAGUAAAAAUGUUAAAUUUGUUUUAUAAAUUCCAUAUGUACAAUUUUAAAAAUUAAUAAAUU